GGGUUUCAACCAAAAUCAUCUAUUUUACCUAAUUUCACAUGGUAUCUGAGCCUGGUUGGCUCAUCUAGGUCAUCACCCAUUCUAGUCCCGCAUUCUUGAUUCUCAGUAGCACAUACCAACAAUGUCUACUACUCCUAUUUCUGCUUCUCUUCUUCUGUUAACUCUAGCUCAUCUUCUGUUCCUUCUUCUAGCACAGUCACAAACCAUUCUACAUCAACCCUAAUGAAUCGUUGGUCUUCCCCAUCAAGCUUUCUGGGACAACUAAUUACAACUUGUGGAGCACGACUAUUCGAGUUGCUCUCAAGAGUACUUACAACUUGUGGAGCAGGACUAUUCCAGCCCCAGCUCCCACUAAUGAAGGCUAUGCAGCGUGGGAACAAAGCAACACAACUAUGUAUUUCAUGAUUUUGGGAUCCUUAGAUCCAAGCCUUGUUCAUAGUGUGUCUUCUCAGGACAAUGCAAGGUUACUUUGGGAAGACCUUAGACAACGAUUUAGGAAGGUAUACAACAUCAGGAUUACAGAUCUGCAAACAUCUCUCUAUACCGUCAAACCAGGUAACAUAUAUGUUAAUCAAUUUAUUCAGAUAUGAAAGGGUUUUGGGAAGAGCUGGUCUAGUUUUUACCUAUUUCUGAAUGUGCUUGUGGUGGAGAGAAUACAAACCAAACUAUGCCUUGUAUUACUGAAACCACAGUGAAGAAGUAUAGAGAAAAUGAGUUUGUUACUCGUUUCAUUACUGGUUUGAAUGAUGCUUACAGUGGAGUUAAAACAAAUUUGCUUAUGAUGCAACCUCUUCCCUCGAUGGAGACUACGUUCCACUAUGUUAUACAACAUGAGAGGCAGGUUGCUAAGCCUAACCUUGAGGCACAAGUAGAUUUAGUUGCAUUACUUGAUGCAAACCAAUCUAAAGGAAAGAAGAAUGCCAAAGUAUGCCUUUUCUGUAGAUAUUGCAAGAAGGAUAAUCAUGUUAUAGCUGAUUGUUAUAAACUUAAGAGAAAGAACAAGGAACAAGGAGGGAUCUCUGGGUUUGCUAGACAGGUUCAAGGGGUUGACAGUUCUGGAUAUGAGAUUUUAUCUAAGCCUGAAACAAGAAAUGCAUCAGAGAGUGGUGACAACUUUACCAAUAUCAGGCUGUCCAAUGAUGAUCUCAGUCGCUUGCAGAAGCUCCUUAAUCAGUUCAGCCCUCCAGCCUCUCCUACAUCACCUGUUUCACCAGCACCAACACCUAACUCCAUCAAUCAACAACAGUCAUCGAUGGUGAACUCAGUUAGCAGGCACCUGUCUGUUAAUCCAAAUUCCUCAGGUAAAUACACUCUAUCAACAUACUUUCUAAAGCACCCAAUGGAGUUUUCCAGUGUGUGAUUUUUAGAUACAGGGGCAACAGAUCAUGUGACUUGUUGCCUGUCCAAUUACAUAAAACAUGUCCCCAUCAAGAAUGUCUCCAUUACCUUACCUAAUGGUUCUAAAACACCAGCAACUCAUUCUGGUAGUGUUAGGUUUGAUUCUGGUUUAGUCAUCCAUGAGGUGCUAUUUGUUCCUACCUUCUCUUUCAACCUUAUAUUUGUUAGCAAGCUAACUAAGUCUAUACUAGUUUCACUUACCGUUGAAUCCAACCUUUGUCAUAUCCAGGACCUUCAAUCCAUGAGGAGGAUUGGUUUUGCCCGAGAUACUAGCUAACUAAGUCCUACUAGUAUUUCCUUACCAUUGUUGAUGACAAAUCUAGGUGUGUUUGGGUUUACCUCAUGAAACAUAAGAGUGAAGCUAGAAAUUUACUAAGGGAUUACUGUAUCAUGAUUAAGGCACAGUAUGGAAAACAAAUUCAAAUUGUUAGAUCAGACCAAGGGGCAGAGUUCCAUAUUCCUCAUUUUUACUCCCAAUAUGGCAUCACACACCAGAUGUCAUUUGAAACACCACAAAAAAAUGCAGAGUUAAGAGAAAGCACCAACACAUCUUAAAUGUAGCUAGGGAUUUGAAAUUCCAAUCUGGCUUGCCUGUUUACUUUCAUUUCUGUUUCCUGUUUUUGAGAAAACAGAUGUUGAAAACAGGUGAAAACAAUAUUUUUUUGUUUCCGAAAACAGCAGGAAUUUGCCACUUUCUGUUUUCAUAGUUGGAAACGAGUAGAAAACAGAAUGAAAAGUAAACAAGUUUUCUCGUUUCGGUUGCCAAAUUUAUGACAUGAAAAUAGAAAACAGGAAACGAAAAUGGAAGUGAACAUGGCCAAAAGUUUUGGUCUGAUUUUGUUCUCCGUGUUGUCUUUCUCAUAAACAGGCUACCUACUGUUGCUCUUGAUAACAAAACCCCCUAUGAGUUACUAUAUGGUUCACCACCUAAUUUUUCCAACCUUAGAGUGUUUGGGUGCCUUGGUUAUGCUAGUACUUUGAUGCAUAAGAGAACAAAAUUUUCACCUAGAUCCAAACCUUGUGUCUUUCUUGGUUUUCCACCAGGCAUUAAGAGUUACAAAUGCUAUUACUCCAAUUGCAAUUCCCGAGGUUGAAGAGAGAGACACGAAGUAGCUCUUGUAUGACCUUACUGUCCAGAAGGUCAUAUUUUCAAGACAUGUGGUGUUCCAUGAACACAUUAUCCCUUGCCUACAAAAUCAAACAGUUUCAGCACCUGUUCCUACUACUUCUGAGGGCAACCUUCCACCAUCAACCUCAGAUUCAUCCUUCUUUCCACCAACAAAUCCUAUAGUUACUCCUAUCCCUCUCCAAUUACCACCUGACCAAGAGCCUUUAGAGGCUUAUUCUCACAAAUCUUACCUACUCCUACACCUACCACACAUUCUACAGCUUCCCCAUCUCCUCCUAAUGCUAAUACAAGAUCCACUUCUCCUGCAAACCAUUCCUCUCCUUCUUCUUCCUCGCCUUCAGACCUGCACUCCUCUCCCUCACAAACUUUACCUAUAGCCCUAAGACAGCAACCACAACAUGUUUCACGUCAAAUAUGAUGACUAUGUACAUAAUUUGAAAACUAACACUGGUAAACACACCUAUCUAUUGGUUGCUUGUCUUUCCUCUGAUUAAUUAUCAUUGGGAUAUAGAAAGUAUGUUUUUGCUAUGGAUUCACAUUGGAUACCAAAUUCUUUUGAGGAAGCCAUGCAAGAUAUAAAAUGGAGGAAUGCCAUGGUUUUGGAGAUCAAUGCUCUAUUGGCUAACAAAACUUGGGAUGUUGU
Molecule: messenger RNA, 3170 nt
Organism: Linum trigynum
Lineage: Eukaryota; Viridiplantae; Streptophyta; Magnoliopsida; Malpighiales; Linaceae
Source: the annotation of a GenBank genome assembly